Messenger RNA from Synchiropus splendidus (mandarinfish), 1482 nucleotides. It is a transcript of the gene mrrf, whose product is annotated as mitochondrial ribosome recycling factor. Gene Ontology annotation, molecular function: ribosomal large subunit binding. Bases 160 to 933 code for a protein of 257 amino acids. Gene Ontology annotation, cellular component: mitochondrion. Gene Ontology annotation, biological process: translation. The record is from RefSeq and is a predicted model, not a curated record. The transcript is spliced from 7 exons. NCBI's taxonomy places the organism in Eukaryota, Metazoa, Chordata, Actinopteri, Syngnathiformes, Callionymidae.
GCAUUCAAACCCCUUUCCUCAUAACGAAGGUAGCUCCGCUCUAUUGGCGCACGCGGGUACUCGUAACAAACGCACACGAGCACGUCGAGCGAUUAUGACAGCUUGUGUCAAACGUGUUUCUCCUCGAUGUAAACUCGGAAGAAUCCUUGCAGAGAAGAUAUGGCGAUGAACCAUCUGAGCCUGCUGCGUCCUCUGCUCUAUCAGAGCCUGGUGAGACAAGUCCGGCACACCGCUAUUGUGUCGGCCGCAGUCAGGCUCCCUCUUCUUCACCACAGUUUAUCCUCCAAGCCAGCAAUUUGCUCCAGGUUUUAUGCCACGAAAAAGGCAAAAGCAAAGUCUAAAGGGCAGGCAGCAAAGGUGAGUAUCAACACUGCUCUGGUGGAGGACAUCAUCAGCCUGGAUGAAGUGAAGGAAGAGAUGACUGCUGUGGUCAAUGCGCUAAAAGAAGACUUCACUCGGAACCUGAGCAUUCGAACGUCGCCAGGAGCACUUGAUCACAUUGUGGUGACAACUGCGGACGGCAAGUUUCCUCUCAACCAGCUGGGUCAGGUCUCCAUGAAAUCACCUCAGGUCAUUAUGGUCAACAUGAGCAGCUUCCCCGAGGCUACAGCGGCUGCCACCCGUGCUCUGAGAGAGAGUAGCAUGAACCUAAACCCUGAGGUAGACGGGACAAUUAUCAAGGUGCCUGUUCCCAAAGUCACAAGAGAACACCGGGAGAAUCUCGCCAAAACAGCCAAACAGUUCAGCAAUAAGGCCAAAGACUCUGUGAGGAAAGUGCGCACCAACGCUGUCACACAGGUCAAGAGAGCCAAAGAAGGACACUCUGAAGACACCAUACGACUAAUAGAGAAACAGAUCCAGCAGAUGGCCGACAGUUUCGCCGCUGACAUCGACAAACAGUUGACUGCCAAAACGAAAGAGCUCCUGGGUUGAAGUCGAGGAGCCCACAAGCUUCAUUCAGGUCAACGUCUGUAUUUUCAGGCGACUCCAUUUUCUUGACAUGAUUUUACAGCUCUUGUCGUACAAAGAGUUUUUGGCUCUGAGUAAACUCACUCGACCGAUUGUUGCCCACAUGAUGGAUAUUUGUGUUCAGCACUUAAUAUGAAAUUGAAACGACCAGCAUCUGCCAUCUUGUCCUCCUCUGCUGCUACUUCUUCCUGCGUUCAAACAAACACAGCGUGAAGAGCCGAUGGAGUUUUAAUGGGAAUGGUGGGCUUCCUCCUAAUCCAAACUGCCUGGCCACAAGGCCUGGCUGUUUAUCCAGAGCAAACUCCAGCGUCUGGAUGUAAACUGCUGCAGGCUCAUCUCGGCAGCAAGAGAACACGUUUGUUCCACGGAUCCGGGGACGAGCUGAACGGAUAUGGCUAGCACAUUUCGAGUCUUUCAUAUAACUCCAAAAUCCAAGUGGAAGAUGGAUAAUAAGGCGCUCUCUUUUAAACACGGAGAGCAGCGUUAUUGAUGGGCUCCAUUAAAGAAACACUG